AUGACUUCACAUCAAGACGAAACAGUGCAGCAGAUCAGGAAGCAGUACAAUUUUCGUCCGUUUGUGGAUGCUCCUGCCUCAAACGAAAAGGUUGACUUGUUGGACCUCACCGUUAUCGAUUUAAGCAAGUUUGACAGCGGCCCGGAUGCCCGGAAAGAGUUGGCCACUUCCUUGGAGAAGGCAUUGACAGAGUACGGAUUUUUUAGGGUUGUUAACCACGGAUUUAGUCCUGAAUUUCUUGACCACAUGAAGUCCGUGGCACAGUCAACUUUUGAGACGACAGAUGAGGUGAAGAGCAAGUUUUUUGCAGGGGAAACGAAGAUUGAAGAAGACAAGGAUUUAGAGCUCGGCGUUAUUCGGGGAACCGGGUUCAAGCCUAGAGGAUAUUGGAAGUACAGCAACGACACACCUGACAACGUUGAGUUCUAUAACUUUAGACACUUCCUUCAUCCAGAGAUUUUUCAUAAUAGAAUUGAGUACCCAGAGUUUGUGCAGUACCAUCUUGACGAUAUUAGAAAAUACUUUAGUGAGUUACACACAGAAGUGCAGAGAAAAGUUUUAACUUUGAUGGAUAUUAUCUUGGAGAUCCCUGAAGGGACUUUGUACAAUAACUUUUUCCCCGCCAUCGAGAAUGACACUCUCAAUUCGGGAACUGGUUUUGGGCGAUUCUUGCUAUAUCACCCCGUUGAUCAAGAGUAUAAUAAGAAGACAUCAUCAACAUGGAUGAGAGGACAUACGGAUGCAGGAGCGCUCACCUUCAUCUUGUCCCAAUCUAUUUUGUCACUACAGAUCCGCUCUUAUGCUGAUAACCAGUGGAAGUAUGUUUCCCAUGUUCCAAAUUCCAUUAUUGUUAACAUUGGAGACACAUUUAAGUUUUUGACUGAUGGCUAUUUCAAGUCCUCAAUCCACAGAGUCCACACUGCUCCCGAGGACCAGAAAAACUAUACUAGAAAUACUGUGAUUUACUUUGCUUCUCCAAAACUUGAUAUUUACAUGGAUUCUGGCUCAUUAGCGUCGCCAAAGUUAAAAAGGUUGGGUUACAAGCUAGAUGACGGAUUGGAAAGAAUCACUGUUCGCCAAUGGGAUGAAGCAAAGGGAAAAUUCUUUAACAAAACCAGUGCAAACCGAAAGACAAACCUGACUUUGUACGGUAGGGAAAGCGUCGGUUCUUUGAUUGGUGAGAACCCUAUACAAGUUUGA
This is a messenger RNA of Pichia membranifaciens NRRL Y-2026, 1200 nucleotides long. RefSeq lists its product as hypothetical. NCBI's taxonomy places the organism in Eukaryota, Fungi, Ascomycota, Pichiomycetes, Pichiales, Pichiaceae. The record is from RefSeq and is a predicted model, not a curated record. The coding region runs from base 1 to 1200 and encodes 399 amino acids. Gene Ontology annotation, molecular function: dioxygenase activity. The transcript has a single exon.